AUGGAUCCCUCGGCUCGCAUCUAUUCACGCUUCAAUCUGCAUCUAUACAAUAUCGUCGUCCUCGUCGUCUCCAAUGCCUGGGCAUGGCGAUGCUCUACGACCUCCACUCUCCUUCCGUUCUUCCAUAAGAACUUGGGCGAGAGUGCCCAUCUAGACGUGGGUGUCGGCACCGGGUAUUACCCGGCGAAAUCAGUGCACCCUUUCUCAAAGACGGGGAACGUCACCCUAGUCGAUCUUAACGAGGCUACGCUGAGCACUGCGACAUCGCGACUACGCCACGCGGGGUACAAGGGGACCAUUGACGAGGUCCAACAUAACGUGUUUCAACCCCUCCCCGAGAGCCUUCGCGGACGAUUCGACUCUGUCUCCCUAUUCUAUCUUCUCCAUUGUCUCCCGGGCAGAAUGGAGGACAAGGGACCGAAGGUACUCGCUAAUCUGGCGGACGCUCUGCGACCCGACGGCGUGCUGUAUGGCGCGACCAUACUGGGACGAGGCCCAGGGGUGUCGCACAAUUGGUUCGGCAGGCGUUUGAUGGGCCUGUACAACAAGAAAGGCAUAUUUGGUAAUGCGGACGACACCCUCGAUGAACUCAAGCGCGCUCUGGAGGGCUGUUUCGAAGAAGUGGAAGUGAAGUUGGUGGGAGUGGUAGCCCUAUUCGAAGCGCGGCGACCGAAGAUGAAAACAAGAUUCAUGUUGCUUGACGUGGACGUCGUCGGCCAUGUUAUCGUGUUCAUUGUUGAUCUCGGACAAAGCUUGUUCCUGUAG
Molecule: messenger RNA, 765 nt
Organism: Rhodofomes roseus
Lineage: Eukaryota; Fungi; Basidiomycota; Agaricomycetes; Polyporales; Fomitopsidaceae
Product: S-adenosyl-L-methionine dependent methyltransferase
Exons: 2
Coding region: 1-765 (254 amino acids)
Molecular function (GO): methyltransferase activity
Source: RefSeq, a predicted model, not a curated record